AUGCGAAGAAAUGUCAAACGUAUAUUUGAGAAAAAAAUCCGCGAAUUAAAAUUAAUUGGAAAAACCAUUCAUUUAAAUAAAUUCAAAUAUAACCAUAUCGAUUUUAAUAACAGGAUUUAUAAGACCGAAUUUUUUAAAUGGCUUAGACUUGCGUGUAAAAACUGGUUUGCGGCGGUGUUAUGUGCUAUC
Messenger RNA from Racocetra persica, 189 nucleotides. NCBI's taxonomy places the organism in Eukaryota, Fungi, Glomeromycota, Glomeromycetes, Diversisporales, Gigasporaceae. The record is from the annotation of a GenBank genome assembly.